AUGAGCAACGACGAUACGAGUGAAAGGAAAGAGCUCCAAUCGCAGUUUAAUCGGUUUACACAACAAUACAAUUUCUUACAUCGAGCAAUUGUUGAAAAAGAACGAAACAUCGCUCAACUUCUACAGGAGAUUGAUUUAGUCAACGAGGAUAAUCAGAAUCUAACGGCUAAGAAGCAAUGGCUGAGUCAAGGCAGGGAUUUAGAAAGAGAAGCGAGAAACAUUGCGGCAGAAAUAGAUGGCGAUUAUUUAAAGUCUAAAGACGUUAUGGAAGAAUUAAAUCGUACCAAAACAGUUUUAACGCUGGAAUCGAAUAUACUGAUGGAUAAAUUACGACUGCAAUUGAAAUCACAAAAUACCUAA
This is a messenger RNA of Trichoplax adhaerens, 360 nucleotides long. RefSeq lists its product as uncharacterized. Lineage: Eukaryota; Metazoa; Placozoa; Uniplacotomia; Trichoplacea; Trichoplacidae. The record is from RefSeq and is a predicted model, not a curated record. The transcript has 4 exons. Bases 1 to 360 code for a protein of 119 amino acids.